[Torrubiella] hemipterigena is the source of this 1247-nucleotide messenger RNA. The record is from the annotation of a GenBank genome assembly. NCBI's taxonomy places the organism in Eukaryota, Fungi, Ascomycota, Sordariomycetes, Hypocreales, Clavicipitaceae.
UCUUUUCCCUCCCUCCUCAAAAAAACACCAAACAUUUCGCGGGAACCCCUUCGAGCUGCCACGAUGGACCGCGAACGAAGAUUCACAUUCUGCAUCCUGCUCGCGGCCGCCCUAUUCAUCCUCACCACCACCUUUCUGUACAUCACGCACAACGACGUCACCGCCCUUGCCAGCCAACGCGUCGACACAGCAUACCUCGAGCGUCCGACCCUGAUUUACGCGCUGCCCAAAGAACUCAUCCCCGACACCGAUAAUGAUCGCAGACUUAUUAUUCUCGGUGAUAUCCACGGCAUGGCUAAACCGCUCAACCGUCUACUUGCCAAGACCAAGUACAACGCGGCCACUGACCAUGUGAUUUCCGCCGGUGACAUGAUCAACAAGGGCCCCGACUCGGGCGCCGUUGUCGACACACUGAUGCGUCUCAACGCUUCGGCGGUUCGCGGAAACCAUGAAGAUAAUGUUUUGUCGGCGCUUGCUGCACACCGCAGAGGCCGCAAGGCCCCCAAGAAGUUCCUCAAGACGGGCAAGAAGCUCAGCAAGAAGCAAGUUGAGUGGAUCGCUCAGUUGCCUGUUAUUCUGUCCAUGGAGGAGCUGGCCAUGUAUGUGGUGCAUGCGGGAAUGGUUCCUGGUGUGCGGCCGGCUAUGCAGGAUCCGUGGGCCGUCAUGAACAUGCGCACGCUGCUGUACUCGAAAGAGGAACUGCGCAGUAGGAGUGAGGACGAGGAUCCUGUUCCUGAAUCAGACGACUACGAACGCGAGAUAGAAGACGACCAAGAUGUAGAGAUAGACGACGACGAGACUAGAACACAGCUGGACUUUUACAACGAUCGGUCCGAGGCACCCAUCCCGUCUGAUACCCGCGACGGCAAGCAGUGGGCACCCGUUUGGAACCGCCGUCAGGACCAACAGCGCAAGAGCACGAGGCGUACUAUUGUUUAUGGACACGAUGCUAAACGCGGCUUGCGCCAGGGCAAACACACAUAUGGCCUCGACUCGGCGUGCGUCUACGGCGGCAAGCUGACGGCCCUGGUCCUCCAAGGCAGCAAGAAGGGCUACAAAGGAAAGCUUGUACAGGUCCAGUGCUGAGCGGCAUUUUGCUUUUUUGCGAUUGAUUCAUUCGAUACCCCCCAUCAUUUGCUAUGGUCAUGUUUAUUCCAAUACCCCCCCAUUAGAUUUAGUUGUUCUAUAGUCGCAUAGCGUCAUGCUGCCCUUUGCACCGUUAAUCUGGAUAAUCGAUAUCAAUUCAU